Pollicipes pollicipes is the source of this 1835-nucleotide messenger RNA. RefSeq names its product cubilin. The coding region runs from base 12 to 1835 and encodes 607 amino acids. The record is from RefSeq and is a predicted model, not a curated record. NCBI's taxonomy places the organism in Eukaryota, Metazoa, Arthropoda, Thecostraca, Pollicipedomorpha, Pollicipedidae. The transcript is spliced from 12 exons.
CCGAGCCGCGCAUGGGCUUCAAGGCGCGUGUGUCCAUCGCAACCUGUGGUGGUACCUACUACGGCAGAAGGGGCUCGUUGACAAUAUCAAGAAAUGCAUACACCACAAACAGGAACUGCAGCUACCACAUCAUGGGACCCUCGGGCCACUAUAUGCGUCUGUGGUUCCGAACACUGGACCUUGAGAGCAGUCCCAACUGCACCAGGGACUACGUCGAGAUGCGCGACUUCAACAGCACAGGCGAGGUGCUGGGUCGAUUCUGCGGCAGCGAACGUGGUACCGGCGUGGCAACCUCGGCCAAUUCCGUCCACGUGACGUUUGUAACGGACGCUCACCAAACGGACAACGCGGGCUUUCUUAUGAGGUUCCGGGCCAGCAUGGAAGGUUGCGGUGGCUGGCGGUACGACUCGGCCGGCGAGCUCAGCAGCCCAGGCUACCCUCACGGCGUGCCGCGCCGGCGCCGCUGCAUCUGGCGGCUGCAGGUGCCCGAGGGGCGCCGCAUUCGCCUGGAGACCGCGGACUGGCAGCUGCCGCCGGCGGCGCGCAGCGCGCGCGGCUGCCGCUCUUGGCUGACGGUGUUGGAUGGAAUAGGCGCCUCGUCUCCCCAUCUGAACUUCACGGAGAGCGCCUACUUCUACUGUGCGCCGGACGCACCUCCUGUGAUCAACUCCACCGGCAAUCAGAUGACCAUCAUCUUCUCUUCGCGCGUCGGCAGCACCUCGGCGAGAGGGUUCCGGAUGCGCUACUCGUCGAACGAGCCGGCCUUGUGCGGCGGAGCGAUAACCAGCGCGCCCGGCUCCCUGGCGUCGCCCCAGUACCCGCUGCCGUUCGGAAGCCCUGCAGAGUGUCGCUGGCAGCUGACCCUGCCCAGCGUGGCCAACGCCAGCACGCUCGUCACCUUCAACGCCUUCUCGCUGCCCGACUUUGGCGAAUGUUUGCAUCUGAGUCUCCGCGUGAAGCCAGAUGAGCUGGGUGAGACUACCGAAGUCGUCUGUGGAAACACAACAGUUCCUCCACCGCUCCACAUCCCGUUCACGGAUUUUCAGCUGACAUAUGCGUCCCCAGGAGAGCCCUGGACAUCAUUCUUCAGCCUGACGUAUGCCGUGAAGCCGUGCGGAGGCCUGGUCAGCGGACCGGGGCAGCGCAUCUACUCGCCCGGCUAUCCGUCUGAUUACCCCAACGGCAUGGACUGCGCCUGGCUGGUCGAGUUCGAGCACCAGCAGACGGCUCGGGUGCGGUUCGCCUGGGUUGACCUCGGCCCGGGUGACUACGUGUCGGUGCUGAACGGGCCGGGCUCAACGUCGCCGCAGCUGCGCCGACUGACCGGUUCCUCCACGGCGGCGGUGGCGCUGCACGGCCAGUCCAGCCGGCUGCUGGUGGUGUUCCACAGCGACAGCUCCGGCCAGCACCGCGGCUUCCAGGCCGAGACCGAGUCAGGGUGCGGAGGCGUGUACCACACAAUGGAGGGCGCUGUGGAGUCUCCCGAGUUCCCGGCUGACUACGCAGCCUCCAUUGAGUGCGAGUGGGAGGUGCGCGCGCAGCCGGGCUACCGACUCCAGCUCCGCUUCGUCCAGAAGUUCGACCUGGAGACCAGCGAGGGAUGCCAGAAUGACUUCGUGCAGGCCCAAUGGAGCGCGAUCUGUGGAGAGGACUUUACGGGUGAAAGUGGUGAAUUCAGCUCGCCUGGCUAUCCUAAUGGCUACAAGAACAAUUUAGACUGCGUGUAUCGCAUCUUGACAAUGCCCCAGGACUACGUGACUCUGAACUUUGUCGGUCCGUUCUUCUUGGAAGCCUCUCCCUCGACACCGGCACCCAGGGAGCGAGCGAGCGAGUGA